Camellia sinensis is the source of this 1539-nucleotide messenger RNA. Its product is annotated as hydroxycinnamoyl-CoA:piscidic acid hydroxycinnamoyltransferase. Gene Ontology annotation, molecular function: acyltransferase activity, transferring groups other than amino-acyl groups. The record is from RefSeq and is a predicted model, not a curated record. Lineage: Eukaryota; Viridiplantae; Streptophyta; Magnoliopsida; Ericales; Theaceae.
GAGCUUAUCUUCAUCUCAAAUCCAAUUCUCUCUCUUUCUCUCUCUCUCUCAAUCUCAAUCUCAAUCUCAAAAUGGUGGUAUUGAAAAAUUCCUUCACAAUAAGGCCGGCUGAACCAACACCUAGAUCUGGUAUAUGUAUAUCAGAUUGUGAUCAAGAUAAGCCCAUAACACAUGCACCCCUUAUCUACUUCUACGGUUCCCUUCCUUGCCUUUCAUUUGCAUCAAUUAUUGAAACUCUCAAAAUUUCAUUGAGCAAAGCGCUGGUUUCUUUUUACCCACUAGCUGGACGUUUGUACUGGACCACUGGUAACGGUGGCCGUGUUGCACUCAAUUGCAACUCUAUGGGCGCUCGGCUUUACGAAGCCGAGUCAGAUGCCAAAAUCGAGGACUUUGGGGACUUUUGUCCUACCCCGAAACUUCGAUCACUCGUUCCUUCAAUGGAUUACAGUGAUCCACUGCAUCAACUUCCAUUGCUCUUGGUGCAACUCACCAAGUUCAAUUGUGGUGGCGUUAGCCUUGGCUUGGCUACAUCACACAUAAUGAUUGAUGGUACAAGUUUUUCUCACUUCAUGUCUACGUGGGCCAAGAUCGCCCGUGGUGAGCCGUUGGAUGUGCUGCCUUUCCUUGAUCGAACGUUGUUGCUCGCUCGGGACCCACCGAUUCCACCGCAAUUUAAUCACGAGAGGUUCAAUCCUCCACCACUCUUGAUCGGUAGAUCGGACAACCAGGAAGAGAGAAGCAAGGAAACAACCGUAGCUAUGUUUCAUCUUAGUAAAACCCAAGUUGAGAAGCUAAAGCGUAUGGCUAAUGUUGGCCGAGCCACCAACGUACAAUCCUAUAGUCGAUACGAGGCCGUGGCGGGACACUUAUGGAGAUGCACGUGCAAGGCACGUGAGCACGAAAACAAUCAAAUUACGAAAUUGUACUUUGCAGUAAAUUUCCAUAAUCGCAUGCUGCCACCGUUGCCACAAGGAUAUUUUGGGAAUGCAUAUUUAAGAAUUGCGGCAUCAAGUCAAUCGGGCGAGCUGAUGACAAGGCCAUUAGGUCACGCCUCAAGUAAAAUCAGAGAAGCCAUGGAAAUGGUCACAGACGAUUACGUUAGAUCCGCCAUUGAUUUGGUAAAAGUUCAACGAGACUUAACCCGGUUCAGGACAUACCACACGGUCGGGUCAACCCAAGGACAUUUCUAUGGGAAUCCAAAUAUUGAGAUUACAAGUUGGAUAGGCCUACCAUUGAAAAAUGUAGAUUUUGGAUGGGGAAAAGAAAUUUAUAUGGGCCCAGCAAAUGUUGCUUUUGAUGGCAAGUGUUUUGUUUUCCGUGGUCAUGAUGGGGAUGGAUCGUUGACUAUUGCAAUACGACUACAAGUGGCCCAUAUGGAUGCUUUGAAAGAAUUUUUCUACAAAGGCAUAUCUGAUUGGAGUUGCUCUAAGUUAUGAUGAUUGCAUUAUACUGCUUUCUUUGAUGCUGGUGUCUAAUUUGUACUUCCCUGUUUUCUACAUUAAUAAAUCUCUCUUUGCUCUAUUUGCUCAUCAAAAAAAA